GCGAAUCCCGCCCCGCCAUUUAACCUAAAACCUCUCAGAGGAGGAGCAUGCAGUGUGAGCAAAGAGCCGGCGACUUCCAGAGUUGUACAGAGGAGCGGGAGACUGGUUCGGGUUACAGGGACUGUCCUGUAGCACAUAGUGGGAUCGCUCUGAAGUAGCGAAUGGGACAAACGGAGCCGAACACAAAGGAGUAAGACAGCGGAAGACUCGGACACGGAAUGUUUCGGUUUUGAAGGUUUAUGUAAUUACUCAUAUGAGUGCAGCCAGAUUGGUAAAGAACGGCAGAGUUUACUCAGUAUAAACAGCCUCCUGCAAAGUUACAGAUCGCCAGGAUUCUUUCUGCGCAACUGUACACCUGAUGAGCUUGGGGAUUGUUGGGUGCAUAGAGCCACACUCACAUGUCUGAAAUGGAACAGGAAAAGAAGUGGGGAGUCGCUGGUAAACCAGGUGAAAAGAGGCGCGUUGGCUUGAAGCAGCCGCUGUGGAGAGAUUUGUCUUGCGUGACGUUUUGCAUCGCGGUGUCCGUGCUGUCUGUUGGAGUUUGGAUCGUAGUGUUUGUGCGGACGUCGGAGCUGCAGUCCAGGAUAGUAAGUCUGGAACAGCAGCGGCUUUCUGCGUGGAUGCUGUCCGUGGAACAGGUGGAGCCCGUCAUCCUGGGUCGUCUCGACCAGAUCCUGGAAGAAAAGCUUGCAGCGCGACUACCAAAGACGCGGGAUGUGAGAGAAGUUUCCCACAGCUGCCUGUGUCCCCCAGGACCUCCAGGUCCUCCUGGACGAGCAGGCUUUCCGGGUGGCAAAGGAAGUAUGGGAAUUCCUGGGAGAAUGGGCUUAAAAGGACACGCAGGGGAGAAGGGAGCACCAGGUGAGCCUGGCCUGUCUAUCAUUGGACCAAGAGGACCUCCUGGACAACCUGGUACAAGAGGAUUUCCAGGAUUUCCAGGUCCAAUUGGGUUAGAUGGCAAGCCUGGACAGAGUGGACCAAAGGGAGACAUGGGACAGCGUGGUCCUAAAGGACACCCAGGGGAACCUGGACCUAAAGGGGAGAAGGGUAUCUGUGGCGAUUACACACAUCGGGGCCUCUUUGUGCAGGAUCUUCCUCUGAAAACCCUGGCUGCAUUACGAUCAAGUCAUACUCUGUUGAAGAUGUUGCCCAUCACCGUGCGCAACAUGCCCUCAAUAAGCCCUCUAAUAUUAAAACGCCUCAAGCAGGGCGAGCCUGGAAUACAGGGGCCUGCGGGACCUCCGGGGCCACCCGGUCCACCGGGAACACCGGGAUCGGAUGGGGCCAAUGGCCCACCGGGUAAACCUGGAGAGCCAGGCAAACCUGGAAAAGACCCAAGGCUCUUGCCUGGACUAAAGGGUGAGCCAGGUGUGCCAGGACAAAAGGGGGAUCGAGGUGAUGUUGGCCCAGCAGGCCCAAAGGGAGUUGGGGGAGACCAAGGAAAUAAGGGAGAGAAAGGAGAGCUGAACACUGGAGCCCCGGGAAUUAAAGGAGAGCCUGGUUCACCAGGACUGCCGGGACUAAGAGGACCCAGAGGGGAAGCAGGUAUUCAAGGCCCAGCUGGCCCAAGGGGUCUGCCAGGCCCGACUGGGGAGCCAGGAAGGGCUGAAAUCCAGUAUGAAAAUGAUAUCCGCAACAUCCCCCUGAUGGGCCCUCCUGGAUUACCUGGACCUCCAGGGACACCUGGAAUCCCUGGAGCCAAGGGUGAAGUUGGUCUACCAGGUCCACCAGGACUGGAUGGAGAGAAGGGACCUCGAGGGAAGCCUGGAGAACCUGGUCUCCUGGGCCCGGCAGGUCCUGAAGGUCCCAGAGGAGAGGGAGGUGUCAUGGGCUUUCCAGGACCCAAAGGCACCAAGGGUGACAUGGGUCCAUCUGGAUCACCUGGUCCAAAAGGUGAACCUGGAGAUGGAGGAAGGUUAGAAUCGAUCUAUGGUCCUCCAGGACCCCCAGGACCAGCUGGCCCAGCAGGACCACAAGGACCAUCGGGGCCUAAGGGAGAGCCAGGAAUUGGAAUCCGAGGAGAAAAGGGAGCGACGGGUCAGAAAGGCGACAAGGGAGACAGAGGCCAUCUUGGACUUCCUGGUCUAGUAGGACCUGCAGGUGUGCCAGGGCCAGCAGGACCAAAGGGAGAGACAGGUGAAAAGGGUGAUCCUGGAAUUCCAGGACCAACAGGGCCGCAAGGCAUCCCCGGAUUAGUAGGACCACAGGGACUCAAGGGAAAUCAGGGAGAGAGGGGCAAGAAAGGCAACAGGGGGGCCAAAGGGGAUAAGGGAGACCAAGGAGCACCUGGAUUAGAUGCCCCCUGUCCAUUGGGAGAUGAUGGUUUACCUGUACCUGGAUGUUGGAAUAAAAUCCCACCCCUUGCCUCGCUGAAAGCCCUGCAUACCCUUGGCCCUUGGCUCAAUGAACUUCAUGAUGUAGUCACCCAAAAUGGUUUCACUUCACAGGUGUGCCUUGUCAGGGUUCAUUUGUGGAAUUUCUUGCCUUCCUUAUGAGGUUGGGACCAUCGGUUGUGUUGUGCAGAAGUCAGGUUGGUGCAUGGCUGACAGCUCUAUUUGACAGAACCAAUCAGUUAAGUAAAGAGAAACAACAGUCCAUCAUUACUUUAAGAACUGAAGGUCAGUCAGUCCGGAACAUUGCUAAGACUCUGCAGUCACAAAAACCAUCAAGUACUAUGACAAAACUGGCUCACAUGAGGACCGCCCCAGGAAAGGCAGACCAAGAGUCCCCUCUACUGCUCGGGAAAGAAACACAAGGAAUGGACAUUAGACCAGUGGAAAUCUGUGCUUUUGUCUGAUGAGUCCAAAUUCAGGCACAAUGAACCCGCAUGGCUACCACAGCAUCCUGCAGUGACAUGCCAUCCCAUCAUGUAUUCUCUAACAGGGACAAUGACCCCAAACACACCUCUAGGCUGUGUCAGAGCUAUUUGACCAAUAAGGAGAGUGAUGGAGUGCUGCACCAGAUGGCCUGGCCUCCACAGUCACCUGACCUAAACCCAGUGGAGAUGGUUUGGAAUGAGAUGGAGCGCAGAGUGAAGGCAAAAGGACCAACUAGUGCUCAGCAUCUCUGGGAACUCCUUCAAGACUGUUGGGAAACCAUUUCAGGUGACGACCUCAUGAAGCUCAUGGAGAGAACGCCAAGAGUGAGCAAAGCAGUAGUCAAAGCAAAGCGUGGCUAUUAGGAAGAAUCUACAAUAUAAAAAAAGUUUUAUUUAAUACUAUUUUGUUUACUAUAUAAUUCCAUAUUAUGUAGUAAACACAAAGGAGAGUGUAACUACCAUGAUGUCAGCCCGUGAGGUUUGACUCUGGGGAUACUGUAUUUGGAGUGUAAAAUUAUCAGCUAAUCCUAGCAAGUUUUGGUGGGAAGCUGCAUUUCGUGUCAGCAGUGUGCUGGCUUUUAGUGCUAAGUAAAGAACAUCAAUAAAAUAGAAUUUCACUCACCAAAACAGAAACAACAACUCUUGUAAUAUGUAACAAGCCAUACUGUUUGUUAGAACAAGCUGCUUCACUUGUUUUUUGCUGUGUAGGAUCUUAGUACCAUUAGCAAGAAUGCAAUGCAGCUGCCAUAUAUUUUAUUAACUGUAUGUUUCAAAUCAAAUUCUCUGCUGUCCUGCAUAUUAUACAUGUAGUUUCAUAUAGUUUAGAAGUGAGCUAAAUGAGAGAGAAGCUGUGUAUGGGACAAUUAACCUGCAGAAGUUGACUCAUGUUAUCAGAAGUUUAACAUUUUUAGAAGUUUAAAAAAGGGUGUACUCUAAAAGUAUUAUGUUAUUAAAUUGAGAAAAUAGCUGUUCUGUCUCUUGCAUACAUACUGCUACAGUAUGAAAAAGUAUUUGACCUCUUUGUGAUAUUUAUUUAUGUAUUUAUUUUCAUAUUUGUCUGUAGACGUGAUCAGCCACAGUUGUCUGUAUCAGCACACAAAUCAAAGCAGCAACAACCAUUUGGAUAAGCCUUAUUUAUGUAAAUUGAAGUUUUUGUAACUGGCUGGCUCUAAGCUGUAAAAUUGGUCAUUUUAACAGUCGUUUUGUGGGGAAUGAUAAACCUUUAAGUCACAGUUUUUUGGCCGGUCUGUGUUGCCGUUCCUAUUCAGCUGAAGAGGUCGCCCAUUGCAUUAUAUCCAGACCAAACUUUGCAAAGUGAUGAGUUCAUCAGUUAGGAGAUCUAAACGUAGAGUGCUGUUAAACUGUUUUUAAGUUAUCCAGUAUUGCAAAGUGCUUUUAACGCUUAUGUCAAGAAAGAGGGCAUCAACCAAGAUUUUGUAACAAUUUUAAUUCCAAGAAGAUUGAUCCUGUAAACUAAAUGUCCAAUUGCACAACAGGAAAGUAACAGCUCUGUGUUGCUGCUUUGUGUUAUUCCUCUACGUUUAGUUCAUUCUAAAUAGUUUUGUCAAAUUCUCCUGUUUUAUGACCCUUGGGUUCGGUAUCCUAGUGCCGUUUUUUUUUCUAGUAUUCACCCCAAACAUUGCCACUCUCAUUUAAGGCUGCUGCUGCUGCAAUCUCCUCAUAGUCUCAUCCUGUUAUGAAGAAAGCUGUAACCUUAUUGGACAAUGUACAUCCUUUUUUUUUAAUUAUCCACAAACACUUUUUGUAACAGCUGUUCUCAUUAACCUCAUUAACAACAGUGAGCGGAUGAAAUUAAUCCAUUAUAUGCUGCUCUUUGACAAAGCUUUGUGUGUGAUGUGCUCUGCCUGGAUUUGAGGUUGCCAUUAGAGAUUAUUGUUGGAUCCUUCCCAGCAAAUAUUCAUUGUGUCAUUUUGCUGCACCUAAAUUAACUUAGUCACCAGUUAGCCUUGUUUUUGCUCUGAUAUUUAUCAUGCAUACUUGUGCUCAGAUAUUUAAAAUAUUUAUUUUGUUCAGUGACAGUCAUAAUUAAGUUUACAUUUAUAAUGAUUUGGACUAAAAAUAAUUUAAGUGUACCCAUUAGUUACAGAGUAUCACAAUCCAAAUGGUAGACCCUGUUUAAUCUGCGCUCUAGAGGAUUGCAUUGUUUUAUGUUGUGAGGUUGUUGUUAUGUCAUUAACUUCAGUGCAAUCCAGGUUUGAAGAGGUUUAAAACUGUAUGUUAAUAAAAUACGUGGCAUUUUUUACUCAAAUUCUAUGCUGUCCUACAUAUUAUAAAUGUAGAUUAGUAUAGUUAUCAUCACAGACGGUAAAGAACCAGCCGCUGCACUUGUUUUUCCUGUAAUGUUUGACAGAGGUUAAAGGUAGCCCUUUGCCAGUAAAAUAGGGAAAACUGCGUGAGCAAAAAAACAAACGGUAUACUCUAAAAGUAUUCAAUUAUUCAAUCCAAAAAAUUAGCUUUUCUACACUCUUACAUACACAGUACUGUGAACAAGUAUUUGCAUCAAGGUAUAUUUUGUAUAGAACUACAAAUGUUUAUGUCAUCAAGUGUUUGCAUUGACAUGAGUCAUAUUUAAUGCACGUUGGGCUCAGUGCAGAUAUACACUAAAUUGCCAAAAGUAUUUGCUCCACUGCCUACACACACAUAUAUAUGACCUUGAGUGACGGGUGGGAUUUGUGGUGUGGCUGCGGGGGAGACUGAUACACUCGAGCUCAAUCAGGUCAUCAUGCCUCCUCUGCAUAAAAGACAAAAGAACUGGGUCCUGACGUUGUUGUCGUGCAGCUGCAAAAUUGCAGCCGAGUGUACAGAGAACAAGCAACCAGAAUAAAAGAGUGUGUGAAAAGUGUUAA
Molecule: messenger RNA, 5685 nt
Organism: Maylandia zebra (zebra mbuna)
Lineage: Eukaryota; Metazoa; Chordata; Actinopteri; Cichliformes; Cichlidae
Source: RefSeq, a predicted model, not a curated record